Messenger RNA from Dermacentor silvarum, 2955 nucleotides. Its product is annotated as protein gooseberry-like. Lineage: Eukaryota; Metazoa; Arthropoda; Arachnida; Ixodida; Ixodidae. The record is from RefSeq and is a predicted model, not a curated record. Bases 656 to 2020 code for a protein of 454 amino acids. The transcript is spliced from 7 exons. Gene Ontology annotation, molecular function: DNA-binding transcription factor activity, RNA polymerase II-specific; RNA polymerase II cis-regulatory region sequence-specific DNA binding. Gene Ontology annotation, biological process: regulation of transcription by RNA polymerase II; anatomical structure development.
UGCGCCCUCGCCUGUGCGUUCCUGCGAGCCAGCACCUGCUCCUCAAUGGUGUCGUGCGCGUGUGUGUGAUCGACGCAAGUGCCGCCGUGUAGUAUACAGGGAUCUCACCGCAACCAGAAGUGUCGCCCUCUACAGAAACAAGAGAGCGAAGAAAGCAGCAGCACGGUCCAACGGAGACAGUACCUAGGAGUUGCUUUGCUUCGCCGUUCAACGAAGUGCUGACAAAAAGUGUCACAGAGGUGUUCCGUUACUUCACGCGUCGUUAAAGUUGCCCGCCGAUCAGUGCUGUUAUUGCAAAAACAAGAAAAACUGCCUGCCGCAGGGAAGCCAAAAAACUGGCCGUUAGCUGUGGUGCACCGCGCCAGAGGCAGAGACCGUCUGCAACACCGUCGGCGGACCGAGCAACGCUGUGAGGAACCGGUGGGCCGCGACGUUCACCGCGUGUGAGUUGCUUCUGCGAGUUCGGUCGAAGAAAGAAGACGACGUGCCGCUCCCGGAGUUCGGCGUGGUGCCCUCGGCGGGCGACGGGUCGGGCCCGCCUGCGCGUGGUUCCGAAGGUUCGCCGUGCGGCGGCGGCGACGGCGCUGUCCUGGAGGCCAACUCGUUCCCAGCGCUGGGUGGCGCAGACUGGUCGUCGAGCGCGGGGCGCUGCUGGAUGCAGGCGCCCCACUCGGCGCCCAGUAUGGCGCUCAGCACCAUCAGACCAAUCUUCGCCGGCUACCCCUUCCAAGGCCAAGGUCGCGUUAACCAGCUGGGUGGCGUGUUCAUCAACGGCCGGCCGCUGCCUAACCACAUUCGACUGAAAAUCGUCGAGAUGGCGGCCGCCGGCAUCCGGCCCUGCGUCAUCUCCCGCCAGCUCAGGGUGUCGCACGGAUGCGUCUCCAAGAUCCUCAACCGCUACCAGGAGACCGGCAGCAUCCGGCCGGGCGUGAUCGGCGGCAGCAAGCCCCGGGUGGCGACCCCCGAGGUGGAGAAGCGCAUCGAGGACUACAAGCGCGAGAACCCGGGCAUCUUCUCGUGGGAGAUCCGUGACCGGCUCAUCAAGGAAGGUGUGUGUGAGCGCGCCAGCGCCCCUUCGGUCUCGUCCAUCAGCAGGCUGCUGCGCGGACCGCGGGACGAGGACGAGGACCCCAAGGCGAUGCUGCUGCAGCACAAGCACUCCAUCGACGGCAUACUCGCCGCCAAAGAGAUGACCCCCGGGUCCCGCCUGUCCGGCGGCGAGUGCAGCCUGGACUCGUUCUCGGACGGCGAGUGCGGAGGCGACUCGACGGCCGAGCCGGGGCUGACACUGAAGCGGAAGCAGCGCCGCUCGCGCACCACCUUCUCGGCGGCGCAGCUCGACGAACUGGAGAAGGCGUUCGAGCGGACCCAGUACCCGGACAUCUACACGCGCGAGGAGCUGGCACAGAGGACGCGCCUCACCGAGGCAAGGGUCCAGGUAUGGUUCAGCAAUCGGCGCGCGCGCUGGCGUAAGCAGAUGGGCAGCCAGCACAUGAACGGCUUCACGGCGCUCAGCCUGCCCGUGUACCCGGCCGCCGCCGCAGCCGCUGCUGCUGCCAAUCCAUAUCUCCUGCAGCCCACCGAGCCAGCGUCCCAGCCCUACGCGCCGCCGCACCACACAACCCAGGCGCCGCAAGAGGCCGUUCCUCCGCCGGUGGUUCCGACCAUGGGUCACGGUUCAUCGGACCCGCGGACGAGCACAUAUGGUGCUGAUCAGCACUACGGCGCGACCCAGCAGCCGCUCAAGCCGCAGAUGCUGAACAUGCUCCCGGGCCCUGCGGACUACGGCAGCCUCCAGCAACAGGACGAAUGGCGCACGCAGGCGGCGGCGGCGGUCAGCCAAGGGAGCUGCUGGCCCUCGGCCGCGCCGUCCGCGGCCCCGACAGCCCCGAGUGCCGCUGCGGCCACAGACCCGUCGUCGUUCGGCGCGGACGCCUUCGUGUCGCCACCCUUCGGUGCGUCGGGACUGGACCUCAAGGCAUCCUUCUACUACCCGGGACUUAGGGGACUGUCGCUCUGACCCCACUACCGACCGCUUUGUACAUAGCUCAUCGCAGGCAAACUACAGUGACGCCUCUUGUCAUCACAAACUCGGCCCCCAAGCUCCGUCUUACCAAGGCCCGCGCCGGAUGAACCCACAGACUCCUCCACCAGUGAGGAUGUUUUGCACAGGCCAGUGCUCGCCUGCAGGUGGUCAACUCCCGACGUACUUCCGAGAAGUACUCGCGCGUCAGGUGUCGCUCGUGUGAACGGUGACGCUCGAAAAGGAAAACAUCGCCCGCGGCGAUUUCGCCUUGGCUUCGUUCAAACGCUUACGGCGAAUGGCAGUCGUCGUUCAGAGAAGCUAUAUACGUAUAUCGCAGAGCCAAAUGUGUCAGAGGGCAACGUAAUGCUACGUGCUGGAUCACGGCGGAAACAAACUGUCACGCGUAGGAAGCAGGUCGAAAUGUUUCGGUUGAAUGCGUGACCGAACGGUGGAGCAAGACAGCGAUCUGCAGCGGAGAGAUUCGGUCCAAAACGACCAGUCGGGAAGGCGAAUCCCCCCCUCCCAUCGAGUGGUCAGUUGCAAAUGUUCCGCCGCGGAUCAGGAUACCUUGUUCCAGAUCGAAGAGGGGAAUUCGCCUAACUCAUCAGCAGAUCCGUGCAGCGAAGUUGGGCGUUCGUUGAAGCUGUGCAGCCAGUGCGGCGAAACGUUGCUUUCCACGCGGUGUAAUUUGCUUCUUACAUCGUUCCGCAAAGCAGAUACACGUAUGCAACUCUGUGUGCUGCAUUAUGAGCAACAUUAGAGUGUUUUAGUUGAGCGUCUUUACGGUCCGCUCCGCUCCGAGCUGCCCCGCUAAGCCACAGCGGAGCGGCGGGCGAUUUUCACCUUUUAGUUGUGCGUUUAGGGUAGCGGAGCGGACCUUUCGUAGUUACAGCGCCCUCUGGCCAAAUUCAGCGCAGUGAAACAAAAUA